Molecule: messenger RNA, 469 nt
Organism: Gopherus evgoodei (Goodes thornscrub tortoise)
Lineage: Eukaryota; Metazoa; Chordata; Testudines; Testudinidae
Product: protein FAM183A-like
Exons: 2
Cellular component (GO): ciliary base
Source: RefSeq, a predicted model, not a curated record
UUCCUUUAUUCUGGUUUACAGGACACUGUCCUCCCCAAUACUUUUUUCCCCCCUAAUCCAACAGCCAAGUUUCUGAAUCUUAUUCACCAUGCCGCACUGGAGCCAACCAGGAAAUACACAGAGCCACAGACAGAGAGCCAGGAAAUUGGCUGGAACACCACUCCUUUGAUUAGUGUGGCCCGCACUGACCGCAGACUCUACUUCCCAUGCCGGAACAGUGAGAUCACCAAGUACAUGGCUGCCAUGUGGCGCCUGAAGGAGCAGAGUGAGAACAUGCAGUAGGGUGGUAGUAGCAACAUUGCUUUGCUAGGCAGAGUUGUGUGGUGUUGGAGUUUCUAAACAAUGUUGCCACCUCCUCAUUGCCAUGGGUAGCCCUGUAGAUUUCUGAGCAAGGGAGGAGGAAUCUCCAGCUGGGCCAUACCUCCUGGAAGCUGACAGCUGUUACAGAAAUAAACCCAUGUGAAAGUUC